Opisthorchis viverrini is the source of this 1934-nucleotide messenger RNA. RefSeq lists its product as hypothetical. NCBI's taxonomy places the organism in Eukaryota, Metazoa, Platyhelminthes, Trematoda, Opisthorchiida, Opisthorchiidae. Gene Ontology annotation, molecular function: ligand-gated sodium channel activity. The transcript is spliced from 3 exons. Gene Ontology annotation, biological process: sodium ion transmembrane transport. The coding region runs from base 81 to 1934 and encodes 617 amino acids. The record is from RefSeq and is a predicted model, not a curated record. Gene Ontology annotation, cellular component: membrane.
CUUAUCCGUAAUAUAUUCGACAUUGAACAGUAUGGAUAUAACUUAAGAUGUGAUUUGUUCCAUUGCGUUAAUUAUCAGAAAUGAAGAACACUACUGCCCGUCCUCAGACUUCCAAUCAUUCAGGAUCUAAAAAGAUUGAAAACGUCCCGCACUCUGACAAGGCCACACAGCAGCCAAAUGAAGUAGAAACUGAGCAGCCGAAAUUUCUCACUGGAUGGGUGCCUGUUGUAAAGAUUUUCAAUACAAGGCACAGAGCAGUUCGUCUUCUCUGGAUAGUGUUCACUGCAUCUAUGGUGGUUGCAUUGGUCAGUUCUAUCAGUGUCGUGGUUCAUCGUUACUUGUCUUACGUCACAGUAGUGCGUCUGGAUCAGCAAGGACCCCAAGAAGGGGUCGGACCGCCAGUAGUCACGUUGUGCCUUCCUGAGCAUGAAACUGACAAAAUGCACAUAUCCGCAGAUGUCAACUCGCCCGAAAUCCUCAGUGGGAUUUCACGCACAUGUGACAAAGAUUUCGCUCUCCGCUGGGACUCGAAAAACGAUGCAGUAUCCAACGUAUACUCGAGUGGUGGCCAUUUCGCUAUAAAUCUUCGAGCGGGUCCCGUGGGUUGCUACACUAUGAAAGUUUAUGAACAGGUACCGUAUCCGCCCAAUUCGAUUUGUACAAGUUUUGAAUUGGAACCCGUGCCUUCGAAAACUCCCGUGUUUUGGAAACUCUUUGCAGUCACAGUGGAACUCACCGAACCGCACAGGAAUUUCACCGGUCGACCACUGAUCAUUGUGCACGAGCCGCGCAGCUUUCCAUUGGACAAUUUCGGUCGAUAUCUAUACGAAUACAUCAAACCCGGUUUCACGUACAAUGUGUUCUAUUCCAAAACGGUCACCAAGCGUUUGAACACGAGAGGAAAGCCAUGCAGACUGGACCCAGUGCGAUUGCUGGGACAUGAGUUUGACUAUGACCAAGUGGCAUGCCAGUGGCACACAAUUUGUCAUCACUAUCAUACAAAAUGUGGAUGUCUGUGUCCGCUAGACGUGAUGCGUCGUCAACGCGCCUACCGGAAUCGAAGUCUAAACCACCAAGUUGCUCAACCGUUCCUCGCAGCCAAAUGCCCUGACUGGUGUCAUCACAAUCAUCCCAUCGCGCUGGUCAAUUCGUCAACUUGUCCGCUUGCUUGCCAUAUGGUGGCCUACAAGAAACUCAAUCACGUCGAAGAUGACAACAAGAAGGCCAAUUUGGUCAGACUAGUCUUAAUCCAAGCCGAAGGUUUGACAGAGAUGAUAGAAGAAGAAUUGUAUUCACUUCCAAAGUUGUUCAGUGAAAUUGGCGGUCUGAGUUCGUUUUGUUUCGGGUUCAGCUGUAUGCUAUUUUUUGAACUGAUCGAACUGGCGUUCUGGCUUCGAUGCACCUAUCGACCGGAAUUUGCGCUGAACCGUGACGCGGCACGUACAUCUGAGAAUACAACGGAAGGGCAGCAGACUGCCAGAGAAUGUUUGAAUGACAUUCCACUGGUAUCUACAACCAACAACCACACGCAUAGGCCACAUGCUAGAACAGUGACCGCCGAAGAUAACCCGGGUUUACAAAAUCCUAAAAAGUGCUCACACAUGCCCAAUUGUAUGGGUUCUCUGACCCACAGACCCAUAAAUCGAUACCCCAUUAUCCCUGAUGAUUAUAGAUAUUCGCACCGCAUCGCCUUGCAUCCUUUGAAAAUAUGUCGAGUCGAUGGACAUCGUUUGAGCGAGUAUCCAAGUGAACAGGAUAGUCCAAUUUUUGAAAUGAAACGAUACCAUAGAGCUCAAGAAGGACCUAUGGAGAAAACGGACCCACUAUUGGCUCAUCUGGAUUUCUUCUAUGUACCCUCGUCUGUACAAACCUUUGUUGGUUCCCACCACUAUGAUGUACCAAUUGACGUGAAAUUCUCACUGAGUUACACGUAG